Molecule: messenger RNA, 918 nt
Organism: Penicillium macrosclerotiorum
Lineage: Eukaryota; Fungi; Ascomycota; Eurotiomycetes; Eurotiales; Aspergillaceae
Product: WD40 repeat domain-containing protein
Exons: 1
Coding region: 1-918 (305 amino acids)
Molecular function (GO): protein binding
Source: RefSeq, a predicted model, not a curated record
AUGCAGACUCCGACCACCAACUCUCCAGAUGUCAAGCUAGUGCCGCGCCGAACCCUGGAGGGCCACUCUGGUUGGGUCUGGGAUGUGGCCCUCUCCCCAGAUGGCACCAUGGCAGCGUCGGCCUCGAACGACACCACUGUCAGAGUCUGGGGCACUGCGACGGGCUCCCUCCACCGCGUCUUUAAAGGGCACUCCGGCCCUGUCAGAGCCGUAGCCUUCUCCCCGGACAGCACCCGGGUGGCUUCGGCCUCCGAUGACAUGAUCGUCCGCCUGUGGGAAAUCGGCACAGGCGUCGUCUCCCGUGUCUUCCAAGGCCACUCCGGCUGCGUACGGUCCGCCGCCUUUUCACCCGACGGCCAGCUCAUCGCCUCGGCCUCGGAUGACCGCACCGUCCGCCUGUGGGACGUUCGCACCGGCUCUACGCUGAAGAUCUUCCGCGGCCAUACAGGCUGGGUGCGGAUCGUCAAGUUCUCGCCCGACGGCAAGCUCCUGGUGUCCGCGUCGGACGACUGCACGGCCCGGCUCUGGGACGUGGACAGCGGCGCUUCCUGCGGCCUACUAGAAGGCCACUCCGACUACGUGCGGGCCGUGUCGUUCUCGCCGGACGGGACUCUGGUGGCAUCGGGCUCCAAAGACCGCACGGCGCGGCUAUGGCGAACCGGCACGCUCUGCAAAGUCCUCGAGGGACAUACAAGCUGGGUAAAAGAUGUGGUCUUCUCGCCAGACGGCACGUUACUCGCGACCACAUCAGAUGAUUCAACAAUUCGACUCUGGAACACCAGUACGGGUUCCACGUGCAGCACGCUAGGGUAUUCGGGCUGGGAGCGUGCCAUGGCCUUCUCCCUAGAUGGAAAACUUGUGGUGUCGACGGCUGAUGAUAUGACCGUCCGGAUCUGGGAAACGGAUGAGAAAUUAUGA